This is a messenger RNA of Ceratosolen solmsi marchali, 1859 nucleotides long. RefSeq names its product tigger transposable element-derived protein 2. Lineage: Eukaryota; Metazoa; Arthropoda; Insecta; Hymenoptera; Agaonidae. The transcript is spliced from 7 exons. The record is from RefSeq and is a predicted model, not a curated record. Gene Ontology annotation, cellular component: nucleus. Bases 198 to 1859 code for a protein of 553 amino acids. Gene Ontology annotation, molecular function: DNA binding.
GAUAUCUUUUUUUGUUCUGGAGCCAUUUAUGAAUAAGUUUUUUUUCUAAAUGAUAAAUUAAAAUGUUUUUAUUGUAACUAUCAUAAAUUAAUGCAUUGCAACACUUUAUAAACAUCUGUAUUAUGCUACUUAUAUCUGUCUAUUCAAAAAAUCAUUUACUUAAAUAUUGAUCGUCAAUUAAAAACGAAAUAAUCAUCAUGUCAGCUUAUUCUGAUAAUAGCGAGCUGUUCUGCUCCAACAACAUUUGCGAAAAGAAUGAGCCAGAGACAAUUUACAUAAAUUCUGAAAUUGAUAUGAAUGCUACCCAUAAAGUCUAUCUUAAGAACGAAUUUACAUUCCCGCAACUGGAUAAUGUCGCCGAUAAUCCUGCCAAGAGACGCGUAAAGAAUUUUUCCUUGCAAGAGAAAGUGCGAGUGCUGGACGACGUGAGGUUCGGACGGUCAAAGGCCGAGGUACGAAAAGAGUACGGGAUCGGUGAGAGCACAUUACGACGUUGGGUGCACGACGAGCAAAAGAUACGCGAUGCCCUGCAUGAUGAAAAUUCGAGCCGUAAGAAGCUCAGGAACGAAGAUAAUCCUUACGUAGGCGAGGCGCUCAUCGCCUGGUAUAACCGCUGUAAGCAACAGAACGUGCAAUUAUCCGGUCUCAUGCUCAGAGAAAAAGCUUUAGAACUAAAUAAUCUGCUAAGUGGAAAGGAAAAUUUCGCCGCAAGUAAUGAUUGGUUUAGCAAUUGGAAGAAGAAGUAUGGUUUGCCCGAUUUUACGUUCAAGGAGGAGAAGAAACCGAUUGAAGAUAGCGCGGUCAACCAAUUGAUGAUGACAUUGAGAAAAGCAGUUGAGGAUGAGUCUUUAUUACGAUGUCAGAUAUUCAAGUGCGAUAAAACGGCAUUGAAUUAUAAAUCAUUGCCAAAUAGAAGAUUCCCCGGCGACCGAAUAACAAUUAUGUCGUGCACUAAUGCGGAUGGAAGUUUCAAAUUGCCGCUCGUUGUGCUCGGCAAAUCGAUAAAAUCAACAUCACUCGUAAACUUACAAAAUAGCCUUCCUAUUUUUUAUUCUCAUCAAACGACUCUUUGGGUGGACACUCAUAUCAUGAAUGAGUGGUUUGAUAACGAAUUCGCACCACGAGUUGCCAAUUUUUUGAAAGAUCGUAAUCUCCCGUUAAAAACAAUUUUAAUUGCCGAAAAUGUACCAUCCGAUGCAUUUCAAAAUCGACCAACUAGUGAAUUACAAAUACAUCUUAUAUUGCACAAUUUGAGCUUAAUUGUAGGACCGUUCGAUAAUGAGAUCUUAGAAAGCAUUAAAUUAAAUUACGAAUAUAAGCUGUUGAGAUCGAUUAUUAGUGCUCAGAAUGAUGGUGAAAGUAUGUCCGAUCAUUUGCAAAGAAUAAAUCUACGUGAUUUUAUUUAUUGGAUUAGUAAUUCGUGGGACGAAGUUAGACUAUUAACUAUUGUAAAGUGUUGGGAAAAGUUUUUAACCAACACCGAAGAAGAUAAUAAGCAGUCUAACGAUUUUCAAGAAGUCAAUGUUUUUACCAUUUUUGAGACCUUAAGGGGUAUACGCGAAUACAGGAACAUAAGUGAAGAUGAAGUGGCUAAGUGGAUUGCGGAAAACAAUGAAUCAGCUAGGUUAUCGAUUGAUAACCAUAUAAUAGAAAUCGUUAAAGAUUCAAAUGAAGAUUUAAUCGAUGAUGCAGAAAAUCUGUGCGAGGAAAAUAAAAUUUUAUCGGCCAAUGAGGCUAUAAAUGGCUUAAAUGUUGCUAUGAAAUUUUUUGAACAAAAUGGAUGUGCAACUAUUUCAGAAAUGAUGUCACUGGUUAAACUAAAAGAUAAAGUGCUAACUAUAAAAAUUAAUACAACGUAG